AUGGAUGUAUAUUUAUCAUAUAUUUACUUUAGACUGUUUCAGAUAUCAAUCCAAGACCAUUCCUUGAAGAAAUCACAAGAAAACAAAUCAUAGUCAGAUUAAAAUGGGGAUGGGAAUUAAGAGGUAAUAAUAAUUAUUUAAUCUAGGGGUUUUAAAAAGCUCAGACUAAUACAUGAACUUGCAUGUAAUUUUAUUUCUAUAAUUCUAUAGAUGCUGAAUACAGAAGAGUACGUUGAUGGAAAAAGUAGAGGAAUUUUAGGAGAAGUAUUGGUAAGAUGUAAUAAUGUUUUGUACAUCAGACAAUGUCCUGACGAAAAAUGAU
This is a messenger RNA of Paramecium pentaurelia, 322 nucleotides long. The record is from the annotation of a GenBank genome assembly. NCBI's taxonomy places the organism in Eukaryota, Ciliophora, Oligohymenophorea, Peniculida, Parameciidae.